Molecule: messenger RNA, 2476 nt
Organism: Salmo salar (Atlantic salmon)
Lineage: Eukaryota; Metazoa; Chordata; Actinopteri; Salmoniformes; Salmonidae
Biological process (GO): fertilization
Cellular component (GO): nuclear membrane
Source: RefSeq, a predicted model, not a curated record
ACUAUUAUUCUGCAAUGUAGAAAAAAGUAAAAAUAAAGAACCCUUGAAUGAGUAGGUGUGUCCAAACCUUUGACAGGUAAUGUACAUCAAAUACCUGAAUUCACACAAUCUUUCUCCUUUAUACCAUUACAGCACAGUAGACAUUUUAUCUAUGUACAUUUCAGAUGCCUGUGUGUGUACUCUGCUGUGGCCUGACGCACAGGCAGGUAUUUUUGAGUACUGUACCUUUAAAAAAUACAUUUAAAAAGAGCUCCCCAAGAAAACACUACAUAUUUUUAGUAACUACUCAUAUCAUUGCAAUUUUAAUAGUUUGUUCCCUUUUCCAUAUAUGACUCAUGCAUCCCAGUCAUAAUAAUAUAGACUGCUGCUGUUGGAUUCAUUCCCAUUAUACUCUUUGUGUAGGGAGAGAGAGUUCUGUUCAAACCAUAUCUGAUUGGUUUUUAACACCAGCUGCUGUGUGAGAUGGGGAAAUGUCGAGUCCCUCUCUUCCCCCUGUGCCUCAGCAAUGCCCUGCAGUUUUCCUCAAUUACUCAUUCAUGAAGCUCCACUGUUUGAUAUUUCAUAGGGUGCCUGCUUGGGCCUCCUUUGUGCGGUGUCGUCUGCCUAGGCUGGCUCUCUGGCGCAGUGAGAGGAAAGGAAGGGAAUUACAACCUUGGUAGUUAGAGCUGUGUUCGCUGUCUCUCUCCUCACAGAAACACUGAAGGGAACUAGCUGGGGCCAGUUCAGGAAGGCUGAAAUGAACCUUUGUGUUGAAAAUUGUAACCUCAUAAACCAACAUUUAACAAAGAUGUGAUUUUCUUUAAAUCAUGGAGUAUAUCUGUAGAGCAAAUAUCUUAUAUCUAUUUUGGAACAUUUCAGUGUGCUGGCUCUCUCACAGAAUGACACGCUCUCAGAAGAACUAGCAGGAAGCCCUCAUUCUGACAGGCACUAAUGCUGCCGGGACAUCAAUCUGCAUUAGCUCAAGAUCAGCGCGGAGUACUAUUCACUCCUUGUAUAGUGUAUAUAUUGCCAUAGUAUAUAUUUUUGCCUUUGAACAGUGUAUGGAAUAUGUAAUGAUAAAAUUGAGUUCCCAGAAAUAUCAUGAAUAAGUUGUUAACACGGAAAGACCUUAAUAACCUUCUCCAGGAAAGAAAUGUAUCUUUAUGUAUAAUAGUGAUGUACAUAUUCUGAACCAAAAUAUAAAUGCAUGUAAAUUGUUGGUCCUGUGUUUCAUGAGCCGAAACAAAAAAUCCCAGAAAUGUUCCAAAUGCACAAAAAGCUUGUUUCUCUCAAAUGUUGUGCACAAAUUUGUUUGUGAAGCUCAUCUGUGUGCUCGUCAUCCUCACCAGGGUCUUGACCUGACUGGUGUUUGGCGUCGUAACCGACUUCAGUGGGCAAAUGCUCACCUUCGAUGGAGAAGUGUGCUCUUUAUGGAUGAAUCCCGGUUUCAACUGUACCGGGCAGAUGAGUUGGAUAUAUCCAGGUAUCACAAGAAGGGACACUAUAGGAAGCUUGGCUCGCCAAAGAAUGAUACCACAGAUGAUCUUACUGAUAACACUAGGACUGCAGAGAGAGCCUCAAUGAGAUGGCCACCCUCCCUCACGGUUUUGAGGACAGCAGAGCCGCACUUACGACAGACCCAGUCCAUCCUCGCUCACCCUCCCUGCAUCCCCCUGAAGCACACCCCACCCAGCCCUCAUGGACAGGGAUAUCCACCACAUCCACCUCAGCCUUCAGCCAAGGAGCGGUCCAAGUCGGUGGAGCCCAGAUACGAGCCACGCCACCUGGAAUUUAACUUUCUGCGCAUGGCCUCUACCAUGGAGCAGGUAGAGGGGGAGCUCCAGUACCGGUGCGCUGGGUGCCUGUUGCUCUAUCCCAGCCUGGCUGCGCUGCAGAACCACAUCGGCCUCAGCUGGAUGGAGGGCUUCAGCUGCCGCGUCUUCUACAAGAAGCUGAGGGAGAUCCGCAACAGGAACGAAACCAAGAAGCUCCACGAGAGGGUCCAAACAAGUAGUGUCGCUGAGAAGCAGCUGAGGCCACCAACGUGCGGGGCAGCACUGGGCCUUGCUAGAGGGGGUAGGAGUGGAGCGCAGACAGGGCUGAAGCAGGGAGCUCCUCCUGGAGCUGCAGGAAGGAAGGACCAGGGGGCACCCAACCACAGGUUGACUCUGGAGUCGGUGGAGAUCAUAAGGAGGAACACAGCCGUUCACAAGUGGCUGAAUGAGAUCGAAUGUUACCCCUUCCCUGAUGUCACCCAGUCACCAGAGAGAGCAUAAAAACAUCCCUCUUUUUGAUUCCUCAGUUUCACUGAAUGAGAAAGACUAUUGGCAUUGAAUUAAAAACUAUUGGCAUUACAUUUCUCAGUGUAAAGGUGUCAUUGCUGUCCUUAGAGGAUUUGCUCUGGGAUGGUGGGACUGGUUUGUGUUUUUCACAAGCAGAUAAGUUGCUGUCUGUGUUCACGCAUGUGUGAAUUAAAAUACCAUCACUGCUGACCAGA